This is a messenger RNA of Rhinocladiella mackenziei CBS 650.93, 1722 nucleotides long. RefSeq lists its product as uncharacterized. Gene Ontology annotation, molecular function: protein binding. Bases 1 to 1722 code for a protein of 573 amino acids. The record is from RefSeq and is a predicted model, not a curated record. Gene Ontology annotation, biological process: SCF-dependent proteasomal ubiquitin-dependent protein catabolic process. The transcript has a single exon. Lineage: Eukaryota; Fungi; Ascomycota; Eurotiomycetes; Chaetothyriales; Herpotrichiellaceae. Gene Ontology annotation, cellular component: SCF ubiquitin ligase complex.
AUGGAUGAAUCAGCAUCAGCCCUCGAACAAUUCCGACAACGAUGGAAAGAAGAAGUUAGUGCCCGCUCAAGAAAGUCGGACAAGAAAUCUUCAGAACCCAAGUCUCCCGAGAAAACAAGAAGACCGAGUGAUGCACGACCAGAGAGACCCAUCCACAGACCACCCAUCCCCCACCCAGCAGCUAAUAUCAAAGAUGACUCCGACCAUUACAGCGAUGCCGAUCACGCAGGCGGUAGCAGCUCAAGCGUGGUUCAACGCAUCGAAGGGCUCGGCAUUCGACACGAUGGUGAUGAUGAUGAUAAUGACUUUACUCCCAAAAGCUCCUCGAGUGAACCGAGGAGCGCAUUGGAACAUUUUGAACGCGCCAUAGAAAAGGAGAGUCAGGGAAAUCUAGGCGACAGCCUCUCCCAUUAUCGGAAAGCAUACAAACUCGAUGCCAAAGUUGAUCAGUCCUACAAAAACAAGCACUUUCCGACAAAGCCCACACCCACCAAUCCAGACCCGUCCAAUGCUGCUGUAACCGUUCCUUCAACCGCUCACCACUCACUCCAAGAACCGACAGAAAAUUUAACCGUUGCUCAAUUAAUCGAAAGUUUCGCCGACUGUCAAAUCAUGGGCGCCCCUCCGAUCAUCCAAGGCGACUGUCCCCCACCGUGUGGUAUCAAGGCUCUUCCAACAGAGGUGCUCUUGGGAUUGCUUCAGCACGUGGCAAUCCGAGAUCCAGCCCUAUUCGUGAGACUGUCUCUGGUCUGCAAAAAGCUUGCAUAUCAUGUUUGGACGGAAAACGCCAUUUGGAAACGUGUGGCUUUGGGCCCUGAAUUUGGACUCGCGGGUCAACAAUACAAUUUUGCAACGGACCUGCAAGGUCGGGAAGCUAUCUUCCGUUCAGUGGAAUCCGAAGACGACGAGAUUCCGACCUUUUCAAUAGCGAUGGAACUUUCAUUUCCCAAAGAAACAGUCUGGCGCGAGGUUUUUCACAAUUAUCCUCGCAUCCGUUUCACGGGCGUUUAUAUUUCGACCGUCAACUAUACCAGACCAGGGGGUGCUUCGGCCACGGCAAAUACCUGGAGCAACCCCAUACAUAUCGUCACGUAUUACAGAUAUCUGCGAUUCUUCCGCAAUGGGACGUGCAUUUCACUUCUCACCACUCAUGAACCGAUUGAAGUAGUCCAUCAUCUGACACCGGAGAACCUCAACUUUGUCCGCACCGGCAAAAAAGAAGCAGCAGGACAUCUGUUGAACUUCACAUCUCCGGCACCGGCAUCGCUGAAAGAAUCUGUCCCUGCCUCGUCGACCUCUGGGGCUCCAACGACAACAAAUGUUGCCCCUCCACCAUCGGCGCAACAAGUCAUGAAACACGCUCUCCGUGGCCGCUGGCGUUUGUGCCAUCCUAGUGUCGGGUCUCGGGAUACCAAUGCCACAGCAUCAGCUACCACUCAACCUUCACAAUCAUCCAACAACCCGAACCCGACAACACCCAUCUCCCCGGGUGAUUUACAUAUAGAAACCGAAGGCGCCGGCCCUCGAUACAUGUACACGAUGUAUCUGUCGCUGAAAUCUGCCGGCUCCGCUCGCUCCCGACACACGACCAAGAACAACAAGUUGCAGUGGAAAGGGUUCUGGAGCUACAAUUUGCUCACGAACGAUUGGGCCGAGUUCCAUUUGAGAAACGACAAACCGUUUUUCUUCUCCAGAGUCAAAGGGUAUGGGCUGGGGUAUUGA